Coccomyxa subellipsoidea C-169 is the source of this 1863-nucleotide messenger RNA. RefSeq lists its product as hypothetical. NCBI's taxonomy places the organism in Eukaryota, Viridiplantae, Chlorophyta, Trebouxiophyceae, Coccomyxaceae. The record is from RefSeq and is a predicted model, not a curated record. The coding region runs from base 1 to 1863 and encodes 620 amino acids. The transcript has 10 exons. Gene Ontology annotation, molecular function: protein binding.
AUGAUUCUGCCGCCAAAGCUACGUGACGACCCCAUCAAAUGCACCACGAAGGAGCUUGGCACAUUUGCGAGGGAAACCUGCCUGGCCCUCCGCCUGCUGCAGUGCAAGCGCGGAGAACCCCCCUUCCAGAGCAACUGGGAAAAGUUCAUUGGUCCACAAGCAGGGGAGGAUGCACACAUCUUGUGCAUGGCAGCCAAAGCGGUGGGGAAGUCGGAAAAGGCGGCAGCGGAUGCAGGAGCGGCGGGGGCACUUGUGAGGGAGGAGAAGGCGGCUGCAGAGGCUGUGUGCCAGGUGUUCACCAAUGCCCUGGAAGUGCUGCCCUCCAUGCCGGUGGCAUGCGCUUGCAACGCCGAGACCAUCCACAGAGGGCAGCCUCCAGCAGCCAUGUACAGCCUGAUCUCCCGCUUGAACCACUCCUGCCGGGCCAACACCGCCUACCACUUCAAGGCAGGCGGCGCGGUCGUGGUGAGGGCGGUGGUUGACAUAGAUCCAGACGAGGAGCUGUGCAUCUCCUACCUCGACCCACUUCAGCCCUUGUCCAGGCGGCAGGAGGACUUGCAGCAGCGCUUCUGCUUCACCUGCAGCUGCGAGCGCUGCACGUUGGAGCAGCAAAUGCUGGCGUCCACAGGCCUGCAGGAUGGCACACCUGCACAUGCGCCGACGUGGUUCCUGUCAGCGAUAGCGCCCAAUGCGGUCGGGACAGAGGUGGACAGCUGCUUGACAAGGCUGACUCGCCAGGCAGAAGAGGAGUUUGUGCGCCAGGGCAAUGCCACAGCCGCCUGGACAGCCCUGGAGGCCGGCAUUCUGCAGGCUGUUGAGGAGGGGGCGCACCCUUACCACUAUCGCUGCCUGGCACUGUAUGCAUGCCUAGUCAGCGCAUACAGGGUGAGCGCCAAGCUAGGAGCUGGCCGCGUGGCGCUCCUACGCGCCGCCAUGUACACGCUGCUGCAGGCCGGCGCUGCUGAGGCAGUCCUGGCUGUUGGCGAGUACGGCGCCAUGCCUCAAGCGGCCGGGGACUGGAGCGAGGCAGGGGGGCUCCUGUGUGAGGUGCUGGCGGCCGAGCUGGCAGACCUCAAGCAUACACCGGCACAGUCAACACCACCAGCCUCCGUCAGCUCGCAGGGUCCUGUGCGGGGCAGCGCUCAAGACCAGAACCCCUCCAGCACACAGCGUAGCUCAGGAAGGGCUGGUCCUCUCGUUGAUGCGCUUGUAAGACAGCGUGCCAAUGAUGGGACGGCAGGCCAGAGGCGCGGCGCAUCAGAGGGGAACGAGUCAUUGGGCGAGGCUGCACGGAUGUCAGGAGAGGAAGACAGCCGCCCGAGCAAGCGGAGUCGGGUGACAGGGACUCCCAGUGAGCCGGCCACUGUGUACUGGCCGGAUGUGCUGCAGGCUGCGAGCGGUCAAACGGAGUCGCGCAGGACAAGUCCCCGAAAGUCAGUUCCUGAGCCGCCGGCUGAGUUUGCUGCGGGCGUCUGCGCUGCGUGGGCCGCGCUUAGCGCCACCUGCAAGCCUCCCAUGGAGUCUGCUGAUCGGUCUCAUGGCAACAUGGCCGGUGGUGACCCGGAGCAAGAUGAAGCAAGUGAUGCUCCGCAGCGGUCAAGCAGAGAAGGGGGUGGGUUUGAAGCUGCUUCGCAUUGGGAGGGUGAUAUUUCUGAUCUCCGGACGCUGGCAGGGCCUGCUGGAUUCCUGUCCUGCAGCCAGCCGCCACCAUCAAACGCUGAGCUGCGGGAAGCGCUUCAAAAGGAGCUCAAUGGCAGCGUGGAUGUUGAGGAGAAUGUGCGGAGGCUGGAACACAUCGGCAUCGGUGCCAUUCUCUGUAUGGCGCAUGCCACAUCACUGCUGAGGGACUGCCUUACAGCAUAG